Molecule: messenger RNA, 4233 nt
Organism: Oldenlandia corymbosa var. corymbosa
Lineage: Eukaryota; Viridiplantae; Streptophyta; Magnoliopsida; Gentianales; Rubiaceae
Source: the annotation of a GenBank genome assembly
AUAUACUCCACUUUAUUGUCCCUAUAUAUAGUUCGUCAGACAACAUAAUUUUUUAUAAACAUUUCUCCCGUUUUCCUGGCAUUCCUUCUUCUUCAUCAUUUUUUAACUUUGAAAUCUUCUUCUCAACUCCAUAUUCCAAUAUCAAUAAAGUUUAUAAACUAUAAAGAUGCUAACGGCGACUAGUGCGGCCGCCGGAAGAGCCCGAUCGAUGUGGUUAAUGAAACUGCAGUCGGGCUUCCGGACCGCCGUGGCCUGCGCCAUAAUAGGCUGCGCGGCCCUUUACACACCGGCCGAUUUCUCAACCCAAAUCAGAUACCCAUCACUUUCCUACGUAACAGCCAUCCUAAUCCUUUCCGGCGACGCCACCUUAGGCGACACCAUUAGAGGGUGUUGGCAUGCAGUAUGCGCCACGCUUCAAGUGUUGCCAUUCACCGCCGCGGCCGUCAUGCUGGUCGGGUCGACCAGAUUCUCACCGGCGGUCGGGGCCGCGGCGGUGGCGCUGACGGCGUUCCUGGUGUGUCUGCCGAACACGUCGUUGCUGACGAAACGGCUGGCGUUCGGGCAGAUUGUGAUCAUCUACGUGGAUGUUAUAGUUCAUGGGAAACAGCAUCCGGAGGAAAUCAUGCACCCGGUUCAUAUUGCAGCUAAUACUGGACUUGGAGCUGUCGCGGCUUUCCUUGCUCUCUUGUUUCCGUACCCUCGUCUUGCUUAUCACCAGGUUCAGAAACUCUGCCAAUCAUAUGUUGAGAAUGCAAUAGAAAGGACAAACCUCUAUUUGAAUGCCUCAAUCUCGGAAAGCCAGAUCACAGCCAUGGACUUGAUCUCCCAGGCAAAGCCCUUGGCUGUUACAGGAAAUAGGCUCCUUCGGGCUAUAACUCUGAUGCAGGAUGGUAUUUUAUGGGAGAUGCCUUGGAUCAGAUUCUCCAAACGCCAGUUCAUAAACCCAGCAGACAGACUUCAAGAAAUGGAAACAUCGAUGAGAAACAUGGAAAUUGUCCUUAAAUACUCUGCUGGAUCACCUACUCAAGAGUUCACUGAUAUCGUUCUUAGUAUGUUGCCCCAUCUUCGUCUAAAACUUGAACGCGCCAGAUGUUUUCUGCCGUACUCAACCACGGUGCCAGAGCCGAGAGAGGAGUUGAUUGAAACUCUCAUAACGACCAAGCAGAAAAUGAACUUCCUGGAGAGCAAAAGCCUUUCGGCAUUUUUCUUCUUGUCUUGCGCGGAAAAUUUCUUGAGGGAGUCCAUCACAAGACAAAAACCUGAGCCUAUUUCAGGAGGUUGUACAACGGAAGGCGACGAGCCAGAAGGCCUCAAAGCAGUACAACUAACUGGGCUGAAGAAAGUGUACCAGAAAUGGAUUUCGGAAAUGAAGAAUGAAGGGUUACUAUUUGCAUUCAAGUGUUCAAUUGCUUUGGGUCUUGCGGUGCUAAUCGGCGUGACAUUUGACCAGAAAAAUGGUUUUUGGUCAGGCCUAACAAUCGCUAUCAGUUUCGCUCCAGGAAAACAAGCAAUUUUCACACUGGCGAAUGCUCGGGCACAAGGAACAGCAAUUGGAUCAGUCUAUGGGGUGUUAGGAGCCUUCGUGUUCAAGAAUCUUGUUGGCAUAAGAUACCAGAAGCUCGCUGACAUAAGAUUCGUCGCUGUUUUCCCUUGGAUAAUUUUUACUAGUUUUCUAAGGAAGAGUCGGAUGUAUGGUGAGGCUGGUGGUAUUUCUGCUGACAUUGGAGCUCUAUUGAUCCUAGGGAGGCACAACUACGGAGCUGCAAAUGACUUUGCAAUAGCCCGGCUAUCAGAGGUUGUCAUCGGACUAAGUUGUUUUAUCCUCGUAGAGCUGCUUUUGCAACCAGUCAUGGCAUCCACUUUGGCCAAGCGACAUCUCUAUCUCAGCCUUAGAAAACUACAAGAUUGCAUAGUGCAAACAGCUCAACCCUCAAGAGAAAAGAAUCAAUCACCCCUGAACUUCCAAGAGUUCGACAGAACACAUCAUCAUCUCAAGUCCCAUGUCGAUGAGUUUGAGAAGUUCAUUGACCAAGCAGAGCUAGAACCGAAUUUCUGGUUUUUGCCAUUCAGAGGUGAUCGCUACAGGAAGCUCCAUGAGUCCUUGCUAAAUGUUGUUGAUCUACUGUGUUGCACAGCCAACUACCUCGAAUUGGUUCCAGUAGAAAUACAGAAUCAAUUUGAAAUGUGGAAGGAGCUUCAAAAUCAAAUAGAUGAGGCCUUCGAGGCUUGCAACGACACCUUGCGCUCUUCAUUAAGCGACCUCGAGAAAGCCAAAAUAUUGAAGUCAUAUCGAGUAGCUCAAGAACUACAAGAGGGAAACCUACUAGAAGAUCUUGAAAAUGGGAACUGCCAAAUAUUAAGAACGUCAUAUGGGUCUGUCAUAGAAGACACACACAUAGAAAAGUUUGAAAGUUCUUAUCUUCAGCAGCUCAAAAAGAUUACUGAAGACAUCAGGGAGAGUGAAUGUGAGGCAGAGUUCGGAGGAAUUCAAGCAUUGCCUGCUUUGGGAUUCUGCAUAAGCUGUUUAAUGAGAGAAGUACAAGGGGCUUUCAAGCUUACAAAAGAACUGAUACCAUGGGAGACAACUUUGAUGUAAUGAGCAACUGUGAGUCUAUGAUUGAUGUCAAGCGUGUAUGUAUGGCAGGAUCACAUCACUCGGCUGCCCAAGCAGAAUUAUGUUACCUAGGAUAUUAAUAUAAAGAUAUACCCUCCGACCAUGGAAACCUUUCACAUCUCUCACCCACUAGAACACAAAAGUUCAAGCUAUGUUACAAAUUAGAUACAGAGCAACAUCCAAAUGUAGCUAAGUUUCUAUAUUAAAAUUUAAAAAAUUCUAAAGAAAAUCCAGUUUAUGAUCAACAAUAGAAGAGCCACUGUAUCAAGUAUAUUUGCCUAGGAGGUACCAUACCCACAAUUAACUACAACUAGUCAAACUUGAAACAACUAACAAAAUUGGGCUCUCAAUUACCCUCGUAUUUGGGGUCGGCCAUCACAUAAUGAUAAGCAAUCACAAGUACAAAUAUAAAGAUACCAAGAAAGUUGGCGAAGAAGCCCAGAUCUUGAUCGUCAAUCAUCUGUCACAAGAAGCCCAAAAAUAACAGCACGAGCAUAAGGGUGACAGGCAUCUUCCAAAAGAUGUUAAUGGUUUCAAAAAGGAACAACUAUGCCUAUUAGGUAAAUUAAAUCAGAAAGUUUACAAGAUGGGUUUUAUCAAUAAUAUACCUAUUCCAUUCAAUUUACCAUUGUAAACACAAGAUAACUAGAAAGAAAAAGGUAGACGCUUUACAUGACAAUUCGUGUUCUGCAGCUACUAUGCAAACUGUAUAACCUUACUAUAUAUAUGAUACGUGCAAUAAGGACCUUAAAUUAACUAUCAUGUUCCCUUCAACUCAAGCACUUUCCAGCAUUCCCCAGCCAAAAAGCUGGAUGGAACAAUAUCUACGAAGGAGUUGAGAACAACCAUCACACGUUUAUCGCUAAAACGCAAGAAGUGUAUGAGGUAUGUCAAUAAAUCCACCUAAAACCUAGUCUAAAACAUCAGAAACUAACAGUUUCUUAAAUGAAAGGCUCUGAAAAUAAAACAACAGCAUCUGCGUAUCCCAAACCAAAAGCAACCUCGCCUCAAACAAUAAGGAUGACUAAUUUGCCUAGAAUCAACAUAUUAAACCCUUAAGUAUUGAACAGAUGGAGAAAUCCCUGACAAAAUUAAAUGUGAAGAAACAAAUGUGUGACGCAAACAACUGGUACGCAACAUCACACCAAUCCGAGAAAUUAGAUCUAAUCCAUGGAUCAUCAACGUUGAAUCAACAAAAGCAAUAAUCAAAGAUAUAAUGCACAACGAAAAAUCAAAUUCGGAUAAAUUAAGAGUACAAAACUGGACAUGAAGAACCCUAGAUCAAAGCGAUAAAGUAACUACUACAAAUGAUCUGAAAGAAUGAGCAGAUAUGGUCAGUAAAUCUUACCUUUCCAAGCGACAAAAAGGAGGAAAAAAAGAAGAAAAAUCAGCGCUGCAGUUUUCUCCCAAACACGAGAAGAACAGAAGCUAGUUUCAAUCUUUAUUUUUUUUUAAAGAUUGAUAAGCACAAUAUAGACUGCCCGUUACGGCGUCGUCUUCAAUGUGCCGCGACGCAAAACCAUUGAAGAUAUAAAAGUAGAAUGAUCAACAAUGUGGCUGCUGGGAUUCGAGCCCAGGUCUCCACGGCCACAACGUGGAAUUCUUACCACUAAACUACA